Messenger RNA from Anguilla anguilla (European eel), 1137 nucleotides. RefSeq names its product GTP-binding nuclear protein Ran-like. The transcript has 7 exons. The coding region runs from base 113 to 766 and encodes 217 amino acids. Gene Ontology annotation, biological process: ribosomal subunit export from nucleus; protein import into nucleus. Gene Ontology annotation, cellular component: nucleus; cytoplasm. NCBI's taxonomy places the organism in Eukaryota, Metazoa, Chordata, Actinopteri, Anguilliformes, Anguillidae. Gene Ontology annotation, molecular function: GTPase activity; GTP binding. The record is from RefSeq and is a predicted model, not a curated record.
UAAUCACGUGAUAGGGGUGUACACUACAGCUUCAAAAGCGAAUCAGCCAUUUUCUUCAGAACAUUCCCCGAAAGGCUGCUGUGCGGUAAAAGAAGGUUAACUUAAAUCAGUCAUGGCAGUGCCAGCGCAAGAGCCUCAAGUCCAGUUUAAAUUAGUCCUGGUUGGAGAUGGUGGCACUGGAAAAACAACCUUUGUGAAGCGACAUUUGACAGGAGAGUUUGAAAAGAAAUAUGUGGCCACUUUGGGUGUUGAAGUCCAUCCACUCACCUUUCACACCAACAGAGGAGCUAUAAGAUACAACGUGUGGGACACAGCCGGACAAGAGAAGUUUGGAGGUCUGCGUGAUGGCUAUUACAUUCAAGCCCAGUGUGCCAUUAUCAUGUUCGAUGUGACGUCGAGGGUAACUUAUAAGAACGUUCCCAACUGGCACAGAGAUCUAGUCCGUGUCUGUGAGAACAUCCCCAUCGUUCUGUGCGGAAACAAAGUCGACAUCAAAGACCGCAAAGUCAAAGCCAAGGCCAUCGUUUUCCACAGAAAGAAGAACUUGCAGUAUUACGACAUCUCUGCUAAAAGCAACUACAACUUUGAGAAGCCCUUCCUCUGGCUGGCCAGGAAGUUGAUUGGUGACCCAAAUCUGGAGUUUGUGGCCAUGCCCGCCCUGGCACCCCCAGAGGUUGUCAUGGACCCCCAGAUGGCCAAACAGUACGAGGAGGAACUACAGGUGGCCCAGUCUACUGCCCUGCCAGAUGAAGAUGAUGACCUGUGAAUUUGCUGCAGCCUGACUCUGGCAGUCUAGUUUUAUAGGCUGCUGUGCGCAGAGGGGGGUGUGUGGGUGGGGGUGGGGGUUAUUGGGUUGGGAAUGGGAGAGUGAGGCGUGGGACGAGGCGCACGUCCUUGUCCCACAGCAAUUCAGCAGAACAUUCAUAUGUGCUUUACAAGAGCUGUGGUGGCUGGCGGACGGAAACGAUUCCUCCUUUUGGACCUGCUUUACUUGGCUUUUUUUUUUUUUUUUUUCUGACUGCAAUUGUCUCAGUUUUUGGUUUAGGUUCCCUCAUUUCCAUAAUUUAUAAUCAAAUGGUGUGGCACUUCAUUCCCAUGUUUUAUUUGUCAUAAUAAAGUUGUUUUGAAAGCACAAAA